This is a messenger RNA of Ectocarpus sp. CCAP 1310/34, 1041 nucleotides long. NCBI's taxonomy places the organism in Eukaryota, Phaeophyceae, Ectocarpales, Ectocarpaceae. The record is from the annotation of a GenBank genome assembly.
CGAAGUCGGCGUCGAUAGGUGCCAUGGCGACAGAGCUUCAAACAUGUGACUUCGGCGCUAUCGAGGAGAUGGAUCCAUCGAUCGCGGACGGCUUUCGGGUCAUCUACGACCGAGAAGUCCCGUUUGAGCUGCGGGUUCAGGAAUCAGCCGACGGGCCGCAGCAAGUUGGUACUCUGGAGGCGAUCAAGGUUAAAGUUCUUAUGCUGGGAGAUGAUGCCGCGCCUCAAUCUGUUCGGGUUGAAUUGUCAAGUGAGGCUGACCUCUUCUUUCAUUACACACACAGCAUCGACGACGCUUUGUUUCAGGUAAUGCAAGAGGAGCAAAAACUGAUGGUGGAGUUCCAGGACUACCCGAACGUUCUUAUCCGGAUGUUGAACAACUGCAUCAAGGAGCCCCAUUCGCACCUCGUCGUUUUCGUCAUGCAGCACGACGUCAACGCUCGCCUGGAUUUCAUACAGAAUAUGGAGUACAAAUUUGUGGAGCUGAUGUCCCUGCAAUACACGAGAUCUGCGGAAGACAUGGUGCAACAUCAAAUCACCUACAGAUACAACGCGAUGAAAUCAAGGCUUGCCUUGAUGCAGGCACGCCUCCAGGAGGUGAACAACCUUGUCAAGUUGAAGAACCCGUCCCUCCUUCUACAGUUGCAGUCUCGGUGACGGUACAAGCAGUUUUGCGCAGCUAUAGCAUGUCGGGCCUUUAAGAGGAAGCAAGAUAGAAUUAUGUCGAUUUCGGCACUCCUUUUCGAAGGCAAUUGUUGUAGGCUGUGGGUAAAGAGAUUAGAAAGACCGAUCAACACAAUCAGCAACCACGUUUUCGGUAGGGAGUAGUUUCCGUUGUCGCGGCUACCCCGACUGCUCCCUUUGUAUCGACACAUGGGCCACGCGUUGUCGAGGGUGGCCUUCGUGUACAGUGUCUGACAUCUAUUUCUACCUCGUAGGUUUUGCGGGACUCGGUAUUGCAGUGGAGUGGACUUUCGCCAUCUGUCUGCGAGGUAUCAGGGGAAGGGUCUCCCGCCAAACCGCUGUUACGGUGAAAGACACA